UUAAUCAUCUUAGGCUUCUAACGAAGUUUUCAAAAUUUUGUUAAGGACUAAACAGAAAAUUAUGGCAUCCACUGUCAAAUUCAUGUGCAAUAUUCUUAAAAAUACUCUUCUAGGCAGCGAUGAUAAGUAUCAGAAGCUAUCUGAUAUAAGUAGAAUGAAAAUAUCUGAAGAUGGUGAAAGCAAAAAAGUUAAGGGCACAGUUGUUUUGAUGAAGAGGAAUUUCUUUGAUUUACACGAUGUGAAGGCAUCUAUUGUCGAUCGAGUUGAUGAAAUACUUGGACAUAAGGUCUAUUUGCAGCUCAUCAGUGCUGUCCAGGCUGACCCUACAGCUAAUGAGUAUAGAGGAAAACUUGGAAAGCCAGCGUACCUGGAGAAUUGGGCAACCAGUAUCACACCUUUGAGUGCAUCUGAUGCUACAUUUGGUGUCACAUUUGAAUGGGAUUUAGCAUGUGGAAUUCCAGGGGCUUUCAUUAUUAAGAACUUUCAUCAAAAGGAGUUCUAUCUAAAGACACUUACACUUGAUGAUGUUCCUGGCCAUGGCCGAGUACACUUCAUUUGCAAUUCAUGGAUUUAUCCUGAUAAGUACUACAGAAGAGAUCGUAUUUUCUUCUCCAAUGAGACUUACCUACCACACCAGACGCCAGCAGCUCUUUGUUAUUAUCGUGAAGAAGAGAUGGAAAACCUCAGAGGAAAUGGAACGGGGAUGUUGGAGAAAUGGGACAGGGUAUACGAUUAUGAUGUAUAUAAUGAUUUGGCUGAUCCUGAUAAAGGUCCAAAGUACGAGCGGAAGAUUCUUGGAGGAUCUGCUGAGUACCCUUAUCCUCGUCGAGGGAGAACAGGCCGGCUGCCUGCACAAACAGAUCCUAAAUGUGAAAGCCGGCUGCCACUGUCUAAAAGCUUUGAGAUUUAUGUUCCUUGUGAUGAGAGGUUCAAUCAGCUGAAGAUGUCAGAUUUUUCAGGAUUUGCAUUGAAGUUAUUGUCUCAAUUCUCUCACGCUGAGCUUGAUGCUUCUAGCUUUACCGAGUUUGACACGUUUGCAGAUGAACUUAAAAUAUAUGAUGAUGGACGUAAGUUUCCUUUUGAAUCUCUUGUUCGUAUGAUAAGGGACAUUGUUCCAUGGGAACUGCUGAAAGAGUUACUUCGAUCCGAUGGUGAACAUCUCCGUAAGUUCCCAAUGCCACAUGUUAUCAAAGAAGAUAAAUCGGCUUGGAGGACCGAUGAGGAGUUUGCACGAGAAAUGUUGGCUGGACUAAACCCUCUUGUCAUCUGUUGUCUAAAAGAGUUUCCUCCGACAAGUAAGCUGGAUCAUAAAGUUUUUGGCAACCAGAAUAGUUCAAUCACAGAGGACCAUUUAGUGAACAAAAUAGAUGGAUUAACUAUAGAACAGGCAAUCAAGGAGAACAGAUUGUUCUUAUUGAAUUACCAUGAUACUCUAAUGCCAUACCUGAGAUGCAUAAACACUACUACUACAAAGACUUAUGCAACAAGGACUUUUCUUUUUCUACAAGGAGAUGGAACUCUGAAGCCAUUAGCCAUUGAACUGAGCUUGCCACAUCCAGAAGGUGAUCAUCUUGGAGCUGUUAGCAAAGUGUACACACCAUCACAGGAUGGUCAUGAGGCAACUGUUUGGCAACUAGCGAAAGCUUAUGUUGCAGUAAAUGAUUCCGGCUAUCAUCAGCUUAUUUCCCAUUGGUUGAAUACUCAUGCAGUUGUUGAGCCAUUUGUCAUUGCUACAACUAGACAAUUAAGUGUUAUGCAUCCCAUCUACAAGCUUUUGCAUCCACACUUCCGUGACACAAUGUUCAUCAAUGCAUUUGCUAGGCAGACGCUGAUUAAUGCUUGUGGAAUUGUUGAGAUGACGGUCUUUCCUUCCAAAUAUGCCAUGGAAAUGUCAGCUGUAAUUUACAAGAAUUGGGUGUUUCCUGAUCAAGCACUUCCAACUGAUCUUAUUAAGAGAGGAAUGGCAGUUGAGGAUGCAAGUGCACCACAUGGUCUUCGCUUAUUAAUUCAAGACUAUCCAUUUGCAGUUGAUGGGUUAGAAAUCUGGUCGGCAAUCAAAAGUUGGGUUGAAGAAUAUUGUCACUUCUAUUAUGAAUCAGACAACGUGAUCCAGGGAGAUUCAGAACUCCAAGCCUGGUGGAAGGAGCUGCGAGAGGUGGGACACGGUGACAAAAAGGACGAACCCUGGUGGCCUAAAAUGCAGUCCGUCCAAGAACUAAUAGACUCUUGCACCAUCCUUAUAUGGUUAGCGUCAGCACUUCAUGCAGCAGUUAAUUUCGGGCAAUAUCCUUAUGCUGGUUACCUUCCUAAUCGUCCCACAUUAAGCCGAAGGUUCAUGCCAGAGCCGGGAACUCCUGAAUUUGACGAGCUCAAGACAAAUCCUGACAAGGCAUUCUUGAGAACAGUCACACCUCAGAUGCAGACACUGCUGGGAGUUUCCCUCAUUGAGAUGUUGUCAAGGCAUACUUCGGACGAGGUUUACUUGGGACAAAGGGACACCCCUGAAUGGACCAAGGAUCUAGAACCUCUACAAGCUUUUGAAAGAUUUGGUAAGAGGCUGAGAGAGAUUGAGGAUAAGAUUACUCAAAUGAACUGUGAUGAGAAGUUGAAGAACAGGUCAGGGCCUGUUAAGAUGCCUUACAUUUCACUCUAUCCCUCCAGUGAAAUGGGAUUAACUGGUAAAGGAAUAUCUAACAGUAUAUCCAUUUAAAGACUUCAACUAGCACUAAUCUGUUGGUGUUCCUUCUGUGUUAAAAGUUCUAUAAUCAAUAUUAGACUUUUCAAACUGUCAUAGUUGUCUUGUUCUUUGAUUUGGUUUUUUUUCAUCAUUAAAUAUUUGUAAAAACUAGUAAAUUCAUAAUACAUCUAAUCUUAUGCCUUGUAAUAUGGUAUUGUAAGUAUCAUCACUAAUGUCUUGGUCCCCCCUACUAUUAUUUCCCGACAAGACAGCCUAAUGGAAUUGUGAGAAUAAUUUUAUAAUAAUUUGUUUUUCUUCAUAAAUUUUUCUAAAUAGUAUUUAUUGGCACAUAAGGUUUGUUUGCAGCUCAUCAGUGCUGUCCAUGCUGACCCUAGUAUAUUAAUAGUUUCGUGAUUAGUUAUAGAUUCAUGACUUGACUGACAUAUUCAAUCUUUAAUAUACAUUUAAUUCAAUUAAUUUAUAAGGAUACAUAAAUUCAAAAGUAUUGGCCUCUCUUAAAAUAAUAAUAAUAAAUAUACAAAAUUUAAUAGAUCCCCACCUUAUCCAAAAAAAAAAAAAAAAAAAGGUAGUAGUA
Messenger RNA from Capsicum annuum, 3272 nucleotides. Its product is annotated as probable linoleate 9S-lipoxygenase 5. Gene Ontology annotation, molecular function: oxidoreductase activity, acting on single donors with incorporation of molecular oxygen, incorporation of two atoms of oxygen; metal ion binding; protein binding. The record is from RefSeq and is a predicted model, not a curated record. Lineage: Eukaryota; Viridiplantae; Streptophyta; Magnoliopsida; Solanales; Solanaceae. The coding region runs from base 62 to 2710 and encodes 882 amino acids. The transcript is spliced from 10 exons. Gene Ontology annotation, biological process: lipid oxidation.